Molecule: messenger RNA, 943 nt
Organism: Choloepus didactylus (southern two-toed sloth)
Lineage: Eukaryota; Metazoa; Chordata; Mammalia; Pilosa; Megalonychidae
Exons: 13
Coding region: 50-943 (297 amino acids)
Source: RefSeq, a predicted model, not a curated record
AAGAUUUGUCACAAAACCUACUGAUUGAUGAAAUUAUGAGAGUAGGAUAAUGGGAAUCCUUGAUCUGUUCAUUUUCAAAGGAGGAAAAGUUGAAGCCAAAGAUCUACAAAAAGUACUGGGAAGCAUGGGGAUAGAACUCACAAGUAGGGAACUCUGGGAGCUGCUGAAAUUGUUGCCGAUUACCAGUGAUGGAAAAGUGGAGAAAAAUGUAUUUCUUGACUGUAUAAAAUCUUUUCCUGGUGGGAAGUAUAAUGUGUCUAAAAUGGAAAACAUCCUGGAAAAUAUCGGUUAUGAGCUGGAGGAUGAGGAGAUUGAGGACCUGCGGAACCACCUGUCAGAUGAUGAUGGCAGGAAGGUUAAGAUGAAUGCCCUCAUGAAAAAUCUAAAGCCAUUUACAGGAAAUAAGGUUAGUGCUAAUGAAGUAAGAGGUGUUUUGGAAAACAUGGGGAUAGAACUCACACUGAAGGAAUGCUGGGAGCUGCUGAAAACUCUGCCAAUUACUUCUGAUGGAAAGGUAUAUCAAAAUCGGUUGAUAGAUAGUUUAAAGAAUUUCCGAGGAGGGAAGGCUUUUGAAAAUAAACUAGAAACAGUUCUGGAAAACUUGAACUUUGAUCUUGAAAAAGAAGAAAUGAAAGAUCUGCGGAGGCGUUUGAAAAUUGACGAUACUGGAAACAUUCCACUCAAUUCCUUGAUGAAUAAAACAAGUAUUUUUUCUGGUGGAAAGAUUAAUGCCAAUGAUAUACAACUUCAUCUGAGAAAUUUAGGUAUAGAACUUACAAAUAAAGAAAGCAAGGAGCUACAGGAUUUGCUGCCGUUUGAUGAUAAUAAAAGGGUGUAUAAGAAUAGGUUGAUGGAGGGGGUGAAGACUUACAGAGGAGGAAAGAUUAAUCUCGAUAAAAUAAAUGAUGCUGUUGAAAAUAUGGGACUCCCACUUGAAGAGUAA